CCAUCUCCAACCGAUAGCAACAACAAAAACAGGUUUUUCAGACUCGCUUUUGAACCCAGUAAAAUACAAAAAGUUUUGAAAUGGAGGGUAUAUCACAAUUAGUAAAAUCAACUUUACCCAAUUAUCUGUCAAAUCUACCGAUUCCGGACAGCAUCGGCGGUUGGUUUAAGCUUUCCUUCAAGGACUGGCUGGCCUUGAUCCCACCCACCGUUGUGGUGGCCGGACUGGGUUACACCGGAUAUCUGGCCUUCUGCCCGGCGGCCAAGUGCCAGGCCAAAAGCAGCGGACGCUGCAACAACCAAAUCCGGAAACAUGAGCCCAAGGUGGUGGACAUGAUCGAUGUGGAGGACAUUGCGGAGAAGGCGGCCUUCUGCCGCUGCUGGAAGACCAAGAACUGGCCCUAUUGCGAUGGCAGCCAUGGCGAGCACAACAAGCUGACUGGCGACAACGUUGGACCAGUUGUGGUGAAGAAGUAAAUUCCAGCCGUGCAUCGAUAUUGAAACACCUCUAGCAUUUCCUUGUUCAAAUUCUCUCUUGGAACUUUCUGUUUGCCUUUAGAACCAAGUUUAAUGGUUGAACUACUUCGAAAUAAUUCUACGCUGUCAGAACCCCUUGUAAACAUAAGCAAUAAUUGAUGAUAUUGAUGGAUUAAGUUAAAGAAGCCAAUAAAAUUGCCCAAAAAACAUCGAAA
Drosophila elegans is the source of this 691-nucleotide messenger RNA. RefSeq names its product CDGSH iron-sulfur domain-containing protein 2 homolog (gene Cisd2). The record is from RefSeq and is a predicted model, not a curated record. Gene Ontology annotation, biological process: regulation of autophagy. NCBI's taxonomy places the organism in Eukaryota, Metazoa, Arthropoda, Insecta, Diptera, Drosophilidae. The transcript is spliced from 3 exons. Gene Ontology annotation, molecular function: 2 iron, 2 sulfur cluster binding. Gene Ontology annotation, cellular component: mitochondrial outer membrane; intracellular membrane-bounded organelle. The coding region runs from base 81 to 476 and encodes 131 amino acids.